UAUUUACUUGUUGGCAUUAUUUGUGUUAGAUAGAACGAUCGCAAGUGCCGCCAAUUUCUUUUAAUAAUCAUCGUUGAUUAGCACUGAUCGGUGGUUGUGUAUUGCCUGUGUGUGAUCAUGGCUUCCGCGGUGUUUGGUGCAUCCAAAACUAUACAGAGGUUACAAAGGAUUUUCCAGAGAACUUAUUCAGAUGCCAAAUAUCCUCAAAUUACAACUCAUUAUACAGUAAUACCCAGAGAAACAGAUUCAAGAUGGAAAGAUGUAAGCAUGGAAAGAUAUGUGGACGAAACCGAUAUUCUAAUUGUCGGUGGUGGUCCAGCUGGAUUAUCAGCAGCUAUUCAGGCUCGUAGACUAGCUGAGAAACAUGGCAAAGAACUCAAAAUUACUCUUGUUGAAAAGGCAUCUACCAUCGGUGGACAUAUCCUUAGUGGUGCUUGCUUGGAUCCAAUCGCUUUAAAUGAACUCUUUCCAAAUUGGAAAGAAUUAGGUGCACCGUUAAACACUCCUGUUACAGAAGAUAAAUUUGCCUUUCUUACUGAAAAUAAAAGGCUAUCCAUUCCUAUUUUUAAAGGAAUGCCAAUGUACAAUCAUGGAAAUUAUAUAGUAAGAUUAGGACAUGUUGUAGCAUGGCUAGGCGAACAAGCAGAAGCUGCUGGUGUCGAGAUAUAUCCUGGCUAUGCAGCGGCAGAGGUUCUGUAUCACGAAGAUGGAUCAGUUAAAGGGGUGGCCACGAAUGAUGUUGGUAUUGCUAAAGAUGGUUCGCCCAAAGAAACGUUUGAACGGGGUAUGGAACUUCAUGCAAAAUGUACCAUAUUUGCAGAAGGCUGUCACGGUCACCUGACAAAACAAGUGUCAACGAAAUUGAAUCUUAGAAAGGAUUGUGAGUCACAAACGUAUGGCAUCGGGUUGAAAGAGAUUUGGGAGAUAGAACCAAGCAAGCACAGACCCGGAGCAGUCGAGCAUACAAUUGGCUGGCCACUUAAUAGAAAUACAUAUGGCGGAUCAUUUUUAUAUCAUCUGAACGAAGAAACACCACUGGUUGCAGUAGGUUUUGUUGUGGGAUUGGAUUACACUAAUCCCUAUCUGUCUCCAUUCAAAGAAUUUCAAAGGUUUAAGCAGCAUCCUAGUAUUAAACCAACGUUUGAAGGAGGGAAGAGAAUAGCCUAUGGCGCGAGAGCUUUAGUAGAAGGUGGAUUCCAAUCUAUUCCCAAGCUUCAAUUCCCCGGUGGUUGCCUUAUCGGAUGUACCGCAGGCUUUUUAAACGUGCCUAAGAUUAAAGGAACUCACAACGCUAUGAAAAGUGGCAUGCUCGCUGCAGAAAGCGUUAUUGAAGCAAUUAUAGAUGCAGAAAGUAACACUUCGCCGACAAAAGGCUUAGAACCGAAAACGUACGCAGAUAAAAUAAAGAACAGCUGGAUUUAUAAGGAGCUGAAAGCUGUAAGAAAUAUGAGGCCCAGUUUUCAUACCUCUCUCGGGCUUUAUGGCGGUUUAAUGUACUCGGGUUUUUCCAUGUUGGUGGGCGGAAAGGAGCCGUGGACUUUCUCCCAUGGAGGUCCUGAUUAUAAGAAGUUGAAAUCGGCAGCUGAGUCGACGCCUAUAGUAUAUCCUAAACCGGAUAAUGAAGUAUCCUUCGAUCUUCUGUCAUCGGUGGCUCUAACAGGCACCAACCACGAAGCUGAUCAACCAGCCCAUCUAACUUUGAUGGACGAUACCGUUCCAGUGAAGAGGAAUUUAGCUGAAUUUGCUGGCCCGGAAGGACGAUUCUGCCCUGCUGGUGUUUACGAAUUCGUGCCGUUAGAAAGCGGGGACGGUGAACGAUUGCAGAUCAAUGCGCAGAACUGCAUCCAUUGUAAGACUUGCGACAUCAAGGAUCCGAGCCAGAAUAUCAAUUGGGUCGUGCCGGAGGGCGGUGGCGGACCAGCCUACAACGGCAUGUAAAAUAAAUUGACUGAUUGUUUGAAUCUUUUCGAAUGCGUAAUAUUUGAUGGUUUAUUUUAUCGUUCAAUAUCGGUUUCAUAUCUCUUCUGCUGGGAGGAUAGAUACAUUAUGGCAUUGUAAUCGUGUUUUUAAUCCUGCGAAUAGGUGGAUUUUUUCCAAUUACGCUGAAUUUUGCUUAUUAGAUUCGAUAACAUAGAUAAUGAUAUAUUCAUUGAAUACAUGAAAUUAUUUCUGUUCCGAAUGUAUUGAUACGGUUACGGGAUUAAUUUCGAUCAAUAGAAGCGGGCUAUCUAUCUUUUCUAUUCAUACUCGCACACACACGUCGAUUUCGUAACAGUAUAUAUAACUCUUCGUCCAUCGGGACAGUUUGCAAGAUUUAUCGUUUGCCGGGAUAAUGGUUAUUGGACCGUACGUAUCGUUGAACAGAUUGGAAAACAUCACGUGGCGCAUUAAUUUGGUGAGAACCUCGAAAAGCUGCGCGUUCUUUUCACGACACUUUUAUUAAAUAUUUCUUCAGAUAUAGAGAGGGAUGUUUUUGACGUUGUUUACGUGACAGUGUAUUGUUAUUACUUUUUGAUAGAAUUUAUAUAAAUGGCCAAUUUGUAUAUU
Messenger RNA from Linepithema humile (Argentine ant), 2547 nucleotides. RefSeq names its product electron transfer flavoprotein-ubiquinone oxidoreductase (gene Etf-QO). The record is from RefSeq and is a predicted model, not a curated record. Gene Ontology annotation, cellular component: mitochondrial inner membrane. NCBI's taxonomy places the organism in Eukaryota, Metazoa, Arthropoda, Insecta, Hymenoptera, Formicidae. Gene Ontology annotation, biological process: electron transport chain. Gene Ontology annotation, molecular function: electron-transferring-flavoprotein dehydrogenase activity; iron-sulfur cluster binding.